UUCUAUCAAGAUCUGGCAACACGGGGCUCCACGGAACAGCGGAACCGCUGAGUGAGGAACCGAGGCUCCAACGGCCUGUUUUAAUUUACCGGCUUCCGUUUUUUUUCCGGCCCUGUCGACAUUUCGUAACGGUGUUCUGGAGGCGCAACCCGAACCGGAGAAGAUGGAGCGUGGAGGCGGCGGUGUGAGGAAAUGUAACCGUGUUUCCGUGAUGUCGGAGCGGCAGCUCCAGCUCCGGCGGGCCGCUGUCAGCCACGGCCUGUCCGGCGCAGGAAGCGCUCUGCCUGGGUGUGAAGACCCGGAGCGCAGCGCUGCCUCUGAAUGCUACUCCAGUCCGGUCUGGUCCGCCUCCGUCUUUUCCUGCUUCAGCAGUAAAUCUACGUCCACAGAUGUGUCUGUGCGCUACAGCUUCGGGCGGCCGGUUCUGUCUCUGCGGCUGCCGACGGGCCGGGCCUGCCGCUUCACGCUGACGCCGAUGCUGACCACCGUGGGCGACCUGCUGGGCGACCUGAAGGCCAAAGACGGGUCUGUGGGGAACGCCGCGCUCUUCAACAGCGACGGACAGAGGAUCUCCUGCUGCACUUUGAUGGAAACGGUUCUGAACAACGACUUCCAGAUCCAGAUCGAUGACGUCAUCUACAACGUUCGCUCGCUGGGACAAGGCUCGUCCAACGAACACAUGUUGGGUCUGGACGACAAGAAGCACACGGUGCAGCUCCUUCACUCCGCCCUGAGUCUUCCUCAGCAGCUGCACCUGCAGCAUGCGGCGCUGCUGGCGAGGAAGGAGACGCUGGCUGAGCAGCUGCAGCCGCUGGAGAACGUCAGAGUUCAGCUGGCGAAGAAAGCAGAGAGCCGAGCGAUGCUGCUGGGGUGGGCGGGGCUCGCCUACCUGUCGCUGCAGGGGGGAUUCCUGGGAUACCUCACCUGGUACGUGUUCGCCUGGGACGUCAUGGAGCCCGUCACCUUCUUCAUCUCCUGCGCCACCAGCAUGCUCUUCUUCGGCUACUACCUCCUCACCAGGCAGGAUUUCGUCACGACCGACGUUUUGGAUCGUCAGUUCCUGCUCCACUUCCACAAGAGGGCGCUGGGGAAGAGGUUCGACGUCGACAGAUACAACGAGCUGAAGGACGAGCUAGCUAAGGUGGAGAACGACCUGCGGAGGCUGAGGAGCUCCAUCCAGCUGCAGCUGCCGGUCGAUCACAUCCAGCCUCAGAGAAGCUCCUGAUGAUCCCAGAGCAGCACUUUCUACGUUUCUCUUUCAAUAAAAGAUGUUUAGUUUUGCUCUUGUUUGGUAAAUAAAGUAAAACACUGGGAAAGCAG
Molecule: messenger RNA, 1320 nt
Organism: Poecilia latipinna (sailfin molly)
Lineage: Eukaryota; Metazoa; Chordata; Actinopteri; Cyprinodontiformes; Poeciliidae
Product: calcium uniporter protein, mitochondrial-like
Exons: 9
Coding region: 164-1225 (353 amino acids)
Biological process (GO): mitochondrial calcium ion homeostasis; calcium import into the mitochondrion
Cellular component (GO): uniplex complex
Molecular function (GO): calcium channel inhibitor activity
Source: RefSeq, a predicted model, not a curated record